Lacerta agilis (Sand lizard) is the source of this 810-nucleotide messenger RNA. RefSeq names its product natriuretic peptides B-like. NCBI's taxonomy places the organism in Eukaryota, Metazoa, Chordata, Lepidosauria, Squamata, Lacertidae. Gene Ontology annotation, cellular component: extracellular region; nucleus; cytoplasm. Gene Ontology annotation, biological process: cGMP biosynthetic process; negative regulation of systemic arterial blood pressure; receptor guanylyl cyclase signaling pathway. Gene Ontology annotation, molecular function: hormone receptor binding; hormone activity. The record is from RefSeq and is a predicted model, not a curated record. The transcript has 3 exons. The coding region runs from base 219 to 653 and encodes 144 amino acids.
AACGUGUCAUUUCCGAAAGGCUCAGCGCCGCUGGUUGGAACCAGUUCCCUUAUCAGAGCCAAGUGGCUCAGCUCGCUGGGGUCCAGGCCGGCUGGAAGCAGCAAGGAGCCAUCCUCCGAAGGGGCUUAUAAAGAAAGGCUCCCUGGGUCUGCGAAGAAGCGUUUCGCAUCCCCAGCCAAAGCUACCAGAUCUCAGAGGCCAGAAGAGAAGCAGGGGUGAUGGAUGCCGUGGCCUGGUGUCGCUGGUCCUCUGUGCUCUUGGUGUUCUCCCAAGCAGGCCUGGGUUUGAGUAAUCCUGUGGCCUGGAGUCCUUCCAGCGAAGAACUGCAGUCCCUGCAGGACCUCCUCGAGCGCCUGAAGGGAAAAUUUCUGGAAGGGGAAUUGGAGGCUCCCAUCUUGAGGUCUGACGAGGCAGAUGAUGGUUCCGACAUGGACCUUGUUGAUGCAGAAACCCUCUCCUCCAGCCAGCUCAGACUUCAGACUUCCCUCCACCCUGCAGAAGUGGACGACCACUGGAUGAAAUUCCUGGCUUCCCCAAAGCGGAGGAGAUAUUUCUCUGGAUGCUUCGGGACGAGGCUCGAGCGGAUCGGGACCCAGACAGGCCUUGGGUGCAAUGUCUACAGAGCCCGUUCUUGGAGGAAACCCAGGAGUUGAAACCAGAAGAGGACCUCUUUGUCGGCCGCCCCAAAAGUUUGGACAACAAAGGCUGCAAAGUUUAUACAGACUGUUAAAUCUGUUUGAGAACUCUCUGUGCACAGUCCCUCUCAAGAAUCAUACCCCUUCCUAGACAAUAUAAAAACCUGUAUAUUCA